AUGUCAAAGGGCGUGUACGACGUCAGCAAGUAUGCUGGCGUGUGCUUCGCCAACCUGCUCAGGACCAAGGUCAUCAGCAGGAAUAUCAAAGUCAACGUCAUGACGCCCGGUCUCGUCUCCACGGAGAUCAACCAGAACAAUGCCGACUACAAGGAGAUCGCAGGAUUCUCCGUAAGCCCUGAGGAGGCGGGCCGCGCGCUGUUUGAGACCUCGUUCGUCACGCGACCCACGGAGUUCGUCUACCCCUACUGGUUCCCCCCGGACGUCAUGAGGUCGGAGGCGCCCGUGAAGUACGCUCCGCGGUUUAAGGGCUCCCCGACGUGCAAGCAUUAUCGAAGAGGAGCCCAAGGACUGGCUGUGGCGGCCAGAGAAGUUCCAGAGGUACCGCUACCGGCUCCACGCGUCCGUGGCCCCAGAGUGCAAUUCAACCACCCAGCAGGCUUUAUGGUACUGGAGCCGAAACGCGGUGGAUUUGCCAGAGAGGCUGGACGACGGUGA
Molecule: messenger RNA, 498 nt
Organism: Prorocentrum cordatum
Lineage: Eukaryota; Dinophyceae; Prorocentrales; Prorocentraceae
Source: the annotation of a GenBank genome assembly